CUAUAGAUUGCGGGGCAAAGAGAAGCACCUAAUAGUGAAGAUGGGCUCAAAUUUGAUGAAAGAUCCGAAAACACCGAACUAUUCGGUCGAUAAGAUUAAACUACACGAGGAUUGGAAUCGCAAAACACAGGCCAACGAUAUUGCGGUCAUUAAACUGAAGGAAAAGAUUGAGUUCAAAACGAAUGAGAAAAAACAGUACGAAAUAAACAGCGUUUGUCUGCCGGAGAAGGGCCUCGACGUCGUGGGAACGGCCACACUGUCCGGCUUCGGCCAAACCGGUGCCACCGCUGCUCAGGCGGAGUACCUGCAGAAACUGGAUGUUCCCAUCUAUAACCAUGGUCAAUGUGGCGUUAAUUAUAGGAAAUUUGUCAAAAUUAAUGAAUUUAAAAUAUGCGCCGGCGGUAAAGGGGGUCAGGACUCGUGUAUGGGUGACUCCGGUGGACCACUUGUCCAAUUGAAUCCGAAGGACAACCGCAUACAACUCGUAGGCAUUGUAUCGUUUGGCUAUCCCUGCGCUGUAAAGGAUAUGCCGGGAGUUUACACCAGAGUUUCAAAUUAUAUCGAUUGGAUCAUUGAGGCCACUAAAGAGCAUACGGUUGCUUAGACUCCAAGCC
Messenger RNA from Medioppia subpectinata, 614 nucleotides. The record is from the annotation of a GenBank genome assembly. Lineage: Eukaryota; Metazoa; Arthropoda; Arachnida; Sarcoptiformes; Oppiidae.